Molecule: messenger RNA, 1680 nt
Organism: Linum trigynum
Lineage: Eukaryota; Viridiplantae; Streptophyta; Magnoliopsida; Malpighiales; Linaceae
Source: the annotation of a GenBank genome assembly
UUGACGAUUUAAAUCCUUAAAAUCUUUAAAAUCUUACGAAUUUACGAUUCAUAUCUUUGAGUCAAUUUUACUUAUUUUCCUAAGAAUUUGCAAAAUUAUACCUAUUUUUCUUCUCCUCCGCCAACAUCAUCUAGUUCUCUCACAUUAACCACCAUCGACUAUAAUCAAUUCACAUCAAUGUAUUAAUCAUCAUAAAUUCGCCAACCCUUAACAUUAACCUUGAUAAAUUGAAACAUUAACCUUGAAAAAUUAUCAUUGAUGUGAAUUGAGGGCGUAUAUCUAAAGUGUGUAGGACUAGACGAGGCGCAACUGAUCGUGCGAGAUAUACAUGAGGGCAUUUGCACAAUGCAUUGUGGCGCGCGUAGCAUAGAACGCAACAUCCUUCUUCAAGGAUAUUAUUGGCCGCGAAUAAAGAAAGACACAAAGAAAUUCGUCAAGCAAUGUCACAAAUGUCAGCUGAACGCGCGUCAACAUCACACACCAUCCACCGAGCUCCACGGAAAUGUCAACCCCUGGCCCUUUGCACAAUGGGGCGAUCUACCGGGACCAUUCCCCACCGCGAAAGGCAAACGCAAAUACAUCAUUGUCGCGGUAGACUACUUCACCAAAUGGAUAGAGGCGGAAGCGCUGGCAUCAAUUACCACCCAACAAGUGGUUUGCUUCUUGAGGAACAACGUGCUCACCAGAUUUGGAGUUCCAAAUUUGUUCAUAUUCGACCACAGCAAGCAAUUCGACUGCGCGGAAGUCAUAGACUUCUGCGAUGAAGUGGAUGCCAUAGCCCGAUUCGCAUCGGUGGCGUAUCCCCAGGAUAAUGGACAAGCGGAAGCGGCAAAUAAGUCAAUCCUACACAGCUUACAUACUCGCCUCGUGGAAGCAAAAGGCAACUGGGCGGAGGAGCUACACACAGUCCUGUGGGCGCAUCGCACAACGUUCAAGGCGGCAACGGGCGAAACCACAUUCACGCUAACCUAUGGAAGUGAUGCGGUCAUCCCAAUCGAAACAGCGAUACCCACGUACCGCAUCACCAUGUUCAAUGAAGAAAACAACAAUGAAGUGCGCUUGACAGACCACGAUCUAACUACCGAACGUCGAGAGACAGCCGCUAUCAAACUGGCCGCGGCAAAGACCCAAGUCGCGAGGUACUACAACGCCAAGCUAGUCCCACACAAUAUUAAAAUGGGAGACCAAGUGCUGAGGCGCAACUUCCGCCCCAACGCAAAGCACGGGAAGCUAGCAUCAACAUGGGAAGGCUCGUACUUAAUCCGCGAAGUUGUCGGCGCCAACACAUUCAUGCUAAGCGCGCUAGAUGGGGAACCAAUCCCGCGGACAUUGAACGCCCAAAAUAUGAGGAAAUACCACAGGAGGUUGUAACUGUUGGGCCGUUGGGGAUCACCACCUAAAUCAAGGCCCAUGGAGCAAGAUACGGCCCAAAAGGAAAAAGGCCCAAGGAAAGCUAAAGCACGAUAUGGGCCGGCCCAACGGUCAGUAGAUUAGUCGCAGGGCGUUAACGCCUGGGAAUAGUACGACUGACGGAGCAGGCACCAAUAACGACCUUGCCGUCUCUGACACCACAUUAAAUGCCGCCGUGAGCGUACCUCGUAAAGGGAUACUAGGUAUAUGUCUGACAAGACAUCAAGUGCUUACACCAACUGCCACAGACUAUAAAUAAGAGUCGACCAC